Molecule: messenger RNA, 2106 nt
Organism: Bemisia tabaci
Lineage: Eukaryota; Metazoa; Arthropoda; Insecta; Hemiptera; Aleyrodidae
Product: arylsulfatase B
Molecular function (GO): sulfuric ester hydrolase activity
Source: RefSeq, a predicted model, not a curated record
UGAGAGUAGACAGUAGAAAGUGCUCGAGCGUCGCGUCGCCCCUGGCCGAGGGCCCUCAGCCCUGGGUCCUGGGCCCGGAGUCGCCGUGCGGCCCGCAAUCAGUAUAGUUCUUCGUCCGUGUCUUGUCCGUUGUGCGGUUCAUGUCUCGCACCCAAGUUCACCACCUUGACCUCGCGCCCGUCCUUUGACCCCUGGUUGGACUCAGCUGCUCACAUGUCGCGGUCUGGACUGUCUUAAUUCGAGAUGACAAGGGGCCGGAAGUCUAUUCACCAUUUCUCCAAUCAGAACUCAGAUCCGCUAUCCUACAUCUGAUGGAAUUUCGGUCAAACACAAAUGAAGCGAAUAACCAGUCCUAUUUUUCAGCUGGAAUAUGAUCACUUCGGCCGGAUGGACUCUCUUUCUACAAAUCGCGUUGUUUCUAACGCAGACUCUUGCCGACAUACCUCCAAAUAUUGUUUUCAUCUUGGCCGAUGACUUGGGCUGGAAUGAUGUGGGUUUUCACGGGUCGAAUGAGAUCCCUACACCAAACAUCGACGCUUUGGCGUUCACCGGUGUCAUUCUCAACAACUACUAUGUCAUGCCCAUCUGCACACCCUCCCGGAGUGCUCUCAUGACUGGAAAACACCCCAUCCAUACAGGGAUGCAGCAUACGGUGUUGUUCGGAGCGGAGCCUCGAGGUCUUCCACUCGAGGAAAAGCUGCUGCCUGAGUACUUGGCCGAACUGGGCUACACGAACCACAUGGUCGGCAAAUGGCAUCUGGGCCACUACAAAAAGGAGUACACGCCGCUCUACCGAGGAUUCCAGUCCCACGUUGGAUUUUGGACCGGGCACCAUGACUAUUUUGACCACACCGCUCAUGAAACUGGUACCUGGGGCCUGGAUAUGCGGCGCGGGCUGGAGGUUGCCUACGACUUGCACGGUCAAUACUCGACGGAGAUAUUUUCGCGAGAGGCGAGCGCCAUCAUCCGCUCUCACAACACUUCGACACCGCUCUUCCUGUACGUGGCGCACGCUGCCAUGCACUCCUCCAACCCCUACAGCCCCAUCCCUGUGCCCGAUGCUCUUGCAGCCUCGCCCAUAUUCAGCCAUAUCCAUGACUUUCACCGGAGACAAUAUGCUAUCGCGUUGCAUAAAUUGGACGAGUCCGUUGGUAUGGUCGUGGAGGCACUAAGCGAGAGGAAAAUGCUGGAGAAUACGAUUAUUGUCUUUUCUUCGGAUAACGGCGGCCCUGCGGCUGGUUUCAAUCUCAACGCAGCAUCCAACUGGCCCCUCAGAGGCGUAAAAAACACUUUAUGGGAAGGGGGAGUUCGUGGUGCUGGGCUGAUUUGGAGCAGCGCCUUUGAGAAUCCAGGUCGAGUUUCUUCGCAACUUAUGGAUAUCACUGAUUGGCUUCCUACACUCGUUGCAGCAGCGAAUGGCACUUUUGACAGCGACAUUGAUGGGAUAGAUGGGCAGGAUGUGUGGAGUUCGUUGGUAAGCGAGGAUGACUCGGUGAACAGGACGUUGCUCAUCCAUAACAUUGAUGACAUCUACAAAAGUUCAGCCAUUCGCUUUGGCCAGUGGAAGCUCGUCAAAGGGACAAAUUACGAAGGCAAAUGGGACGGCUGGUAUGGUCCCUCCGGAAGAAAUCUGCAUCACUAUGAUAUUGAUCUCAUUUUAAAUAGUCACGCUGGCAGAGCCCUGAAAAAAAUUCACAGAGCUCCUACACCAGAACAGAUCUCGAAUUUGAGACGAGAGUCUGAGGUAGUCUGUUCGCACCGGUCCAGUAACGACAGUGCUCCUUGCUUCCCCCUCAAGAAACCGUGUUUGUUCAAUAUCGAGGAGGAUCCAUGUGAGAGAUAUAACCUCGCAGAAAGAGAGCCUGAGCUGUUGAGGGAUUUACUCGACCUUUUACGAAAGGUGAACGAGACGGCAGUGCCCCCUGGAAACUUGCCCCUGGAUCCGCAGGGUUUGCCCCAACGCUGGGGAUACGUUUGGACUAAUUUUGGAGACCUCAUCACUGAAAAUGAUGUUAUGUAACACCUGAUGUUCCUGAUCUCGUGGAUUUUUUAGACCCAAAGUUGUUACCCUUAUAAACGUCGAUUAAAUCUCUUGGGGAAAAACAA